Leptopilina boulardi is the source of this 1467-nucleotide messenger RNA. RefSeq lists its product as uncharacterized. The coding region runs from base 142 to 687 and encodes 181 amino acids. NCBI's taxonomy places the organism in Eukaryota, Metazoa, Arthropoda, Insecta, Hymenoptera, Figitidae. The record is from RefSeq and is a predicted model, not a curated record. The transcript is spliced from 4 exons.
UAGACGCUGAAAAAGGGAGAAAGUCACCGCGAAAGAAGAAAAUGUCAUUUUCUUCAAAACCAGAGGAGAGAAAUGACGAGUCUUCAAAAGUUUUAAUAAAUACUGCAACUCAAGAUAGUAAUCCUUCGGUUCGAAGAGUAGAUGAUGAUUCGCCUCCUUCAGGUUGCUGUCAAUGUUGUAAGAAAAAGAAGAAAAAACGGAAGAAAAGUACAAAACGCAAAAAGUGAUGAUGAUAUUAAUUUAUCUGAACUAGAGUAUAUAGCUUCACAUCUUGAUCCUUUUGAGUGCCGACGACUCGUUGCUGCUCUACACUAUUCCUCUCAGGAUUUGCCAAAAAGUUUAUCAGGAGCUGAACGUAAAGUAAAUGAAGAAAUUCCUUGCCUUCGACAAUUGCUUCAUUGGAAUAUGUCAACGAACGAAGGAAAAGGUAAAACGCACGAGGAACUCGAACGUCGCCUACGACAAAUGAAUAGAAAUGAUCUUGCCGAAUGGUUGGGAAAAGAAACGUUUAAACAACUUGGAAAAGAUCUUGGAAGAGCUCUUGACCAUCCGUUUGGUGAAUUUGACGAGGAACAAAUCGAAAUCACAGAAAAUACAAAACCUAAAAAAUAUGGUGAAGAAAUACAAAGAAUAAGUACUGUAGAAUCUACUGAAAAUAAUUACGAAAGUGAAGAUUUUGAAAUUUGAGAUUAAAAUUAUAAAAAAAAUAAAAUGAUAAAUUGCGUUGAUUUUUAAAAAAAUUGAACAUGAUCCCCACAAAGAAAUUUAAGUCGAAAAUCUUCAAAGGGCUAUUGAAAAUAAAUUGAGUUGUUUUCAUGUGAGGUUUUCUCGGAAAAAAAUGUAACACACAGGGGAAAACAAUGGAUAAGCUCCUGUGAGACCUUGACAAAAAAGAAUAAUAGCCUAGAUUUUUUUCAAUUAAAAAAAGAACACGGCAAGAACAAGCUCACUAUAUGGUACCUAUAUGAAUUGAAAAUGAAAGCGAGGAAUUAUUGUGCGCGCGCGAUAAUUAAUUUUAAUUAUUGUACUCGUUAUAUGACGUGUUUUAUUUUAGCUUCAACUCAUGUUCACGGCAAAUAGUGUAUAUAUAUAUAGUUCUACUAUUGGUUUAUUUAUACGGAAGCUCUUUGAACAAACAAGGGGGAAAUGAAAUUUUUCGCAUACCUAUACUUUCUUUUGUCCAGAUCCGUAUAUAUACAUACAUUGACGUUCCGCGUUGCAUCGCAAUGGAACAAAUUGCCGGUCGUUGGCUCAUAAUACUAUUCCUACAAUGUCCGGUCGCAUAGACGUACCGGAAAUCAUACAAUUCUCAUCUUCUUUUCUUUCUUUCUCUUUUUCUUCAUUUCUGAAUUUUAGAAUUCAAAUAUAAAAGACGAUAAAAAUCAAAUAACUUCAAGUUCCACACCAAUUUUCACAUGAAAUUUGAAAAUAAAAAAUUUGUUUUCAUUUAAUUAAUAAUUUUAUUAA